CGCCCUCGCUCCCUCGGGCAGGCUGCAGAAUUUAUUAUAUCAAAUGAGACGGCUUGGCUGCCGCUCGUUCCGCAUGCUACACACAGAGAAAGGCAGACGGCAGGCAAAUUGACAAAGACCCCGCGUACUGCUCCAGUGCCACUUGAGUCUCCGGCUUUAUCUUUCAGUCUGGACACACUGAAAUGAAUGCAGCCCACUGGACACAAGGCGAUGCCAUCUGACGAAGGUGUGGCAAUAAAUCUCAGAUGAUCGCUCAGUCUAACGCAGGAUCCCUCCGCCGUGUAUUACUGUACUAACAGUAUACAGUAGCAGUUUGUGGAAUUCGUGCUGCUGUCUGGAAUGAACCAAGAGGGGGGAAACAGCAGAAGAUAUAGGAAGCCGAGAGACGCCCACAGCAUGUAAACGGCUUCUGGGUACUGCAGAUCCGUGUUUCACGAACAUCACGGCCGCUGAUGCUAGCUACUCAGCGCAGGGAAAGCGUUUUGUUGGGACUCUCCUCGGGAAGUGCUCGCGUCGCGCCGUGCUAGCUCGCGCUCAAGUGAAAGUGUGACUGCACAGGGCGGCUCGUGCUGUGCGACUGGAGCGAGACAGGUCAUUGUUAUUCAUAUUAACAUUAGAAUUAUCAGCAGCAGCCUUUGUUGCUAUAGACUGGGAGAAUAUCGUGGAUAUUUGUGGAUAAGGUCACUAACCCUUCAGCAUGGGCAAGUGCAAUGGAAGAUGCGCUUUGGUGGUGAUCUGCGGGUUGCAGCUGGUAGCCGCUCUGGAGAGGCAGAUCUUUGAUUUCCUGGGGUACCAGUGGGCGCCCAUCCUGGCCAACUUCAUCCACAUCAUGGCAGUGAUUAUGGCCAUCUUUGGAACCAUGCAGUACCGCUCCCAUCACCUCAUCAUGUAUGCAGUGUGGCUGGUGCUGUGGGUCGGCUGGAACUCCUUCAUCAUCUGCUUCUACCUGGAGGUGGGACACCUGUCACAGGACCGGGACUUCCUGAUGACCUUCAACACGUCGCUGCACCGCUCGUGGUGGAUGGAGAACGGGCCGGGCUGCCUGGUCACUCCGGUGCUGAACUCGAACCUGGCGCCCGACGACCACCACGUCAUCACGGUGUCUGGCUGCCUGCUUGAUUACCAGUACAUCGAGGUGCUCAGCAGCGCCCUGCAGGUCUUCCUGAGUCUCUUUGGCUUCGUGUACGCCUGCUAUGUCAGCAAAGUGUUCCUGGAUGAUGAAGACAGCUUUGACUUUAUUGGAGGAUUCGAUUCCUACGGGUACCAGCCCCCUCAGAAGACCUCACACCUGCAGCUGCAGCCUCUCUACACGUCUGGAUAAAGCAGCUCUCCCGGGACUCGGUGAACCCAGCCGUCUCGAUGAAGAGCUUGGGGGGCUGCGUUCUCAUCUCAAUCCGAGGAGGAGGAAGAGGAGGUCUGCGGGAAAUCGAUACAGAAGCUUUUUUUGUGAUAACCUGUGGCUCCCUGGCUGUGCCUGAGGAUACAUAAACAACCUGCUGCCCCAGAGAGCUGUCUGGGAAUGCAAGAGUGCCAUCUGCUGGACAACUGGGUGAACUGCAACACAACACUAAUAAAUACACACACAUUUAUGAAUAAAGGAAACCAGGAACCGCAUAUACUUACAGUUCUGCAGGCAGUGUUGGGAGGAAUCUCUUCAAACCAGCUAGGGACCAAGCUGAGAAAGACGGUUUCUGUUUCUUAGUCUGUUUGUUUGUUUGUUUGUUUGUUACAGAACGUAUACUACUUUUUUAAUUGUGCAAGGAACAGAGAUGCUGUUUCCUUAACGAACGGACAGACCUUUCAGUGCUAAUAACAUGUGUGAGAGUGUAGGAGAGUCUGAGGGU
Molecule: messenger RNA, 1844 nt
Organism: Acipenser ruthenus (sterlet)
Lineage: Eukaryota; Metazoa; Chordata; Actinopteri; Acipenseriformes; Acipenseridae
Product: sodium/potassium-transporting ATPase subunit beta-1-interacting protein 1
Exons: 8
Coding region: 698-1321 (207 amino acids)
Biological process (GO): regulation of sodium ion transport
Source: RefSeq, a predicted model, not a curated record